This is a messenger RNA of Colletotrichum aenigma, 855 nucleotides long. RefSeq lists its product as uncharacterized. The coding region runs from base 1 to 855 and encodes 284 amino acids. The record is from RefSeq and is a predicted model, not a curated record. The transcript has a single exon. Lineage: Eukaryota; Fungi; Ascomycota; Sordariomycetes; Glomerellales; Glomerellaceae.
AUGGCGCACGAAGAACGUUAUUCACAGCUAGAGAUUCACGAAAAGGGCACUUCAACAUCCCAAGACUCCGACAAUGAAGACCUUGAUCUCAACUCCGACCUCUCCCCACGAGAUACCGACGAACCCUCGACCUCACUCUUGAACCACCGAAACAAUCCAUCACCUUCCAAACCUCAUCGUCUAUACACCCUCUCCCUCCCCAUCCUCCUCCUAACAAUCACCACCUCCCUCCUCCUCGGCAUCUCCUCCACCCUCGCCCUCCAAACACUCCUCUCCCCUUCCCCAUCAACUCCCUCCACCCGCAACGCCAACACCCUCGCCUCCCCCUCCCCCUCGGACCUCAACACAACCUACCUCCUCCCCUUCCCCUGCGGCGCGACCCCCUCCGCCGCGCGCGCCGCCGGCUGCCUCUUCGACCUCAUCUCCUUCAACUGGCUCCCGCCCGCCUGCCACGACGCCGCCCUCGCCGCCACCUUCGAGGCCGAGCUGCGCGCCGCCGGCGAGCUGGUCUGGUACCGCGACAAAAACCGCACCGCGCCCCUCACACGAGACCAGAUCAUGACGGGGGAGUACACUGGCGUUUACGUGAGCCUGGCGUACCACCUGCGGCACUGCACGGCCAUGUGGCGGCGGAUGCACCGCGCGCUGAUGCAGGGCGGCGGCGGGCUGGGGAGGGUGGAUAGCUAUAUCUGGGGGUAUCAUCAUACGCUGCAUUGCGAGGAGACGUUGCUGGGGCGUAGGAAUGAGACGGAGGCGGAGGUGUUUACGACGGAGGUGAGGAUUAAGUAUCCGGAUUGCGGUGUUGUGAUUGAGAAAGCUUUGCGGGGGUGGAAGAAUAGACUUCAGUCCAAGUAG